AAUUUCAAGGUCUUUUAUAUGGCUGACGAUAUUGAUACGAAAAGCGAAACGUCUGGUAAAUCAUCACCGACGAGACAAAGCGAAACAGCGCAUAACCAACAAAUUGAACCAACUACGGCAUUCUUAGAUAUCUGCAAACAGUUGGAUCCUGAAAUAGAUGAAGAUUUUAUUGAAAAAGCAUGGAAACAAUACGAUACUGUCGGGAAGCAAUACGUCUUAGAGGUUUGA
This is a messenger RNA of Loa loa (African eye worm), 228 nucleotides long. RefSeq lists its product as hypothetical. The transcript has a single exon. The record is from RefSeq and is a predicted model, not a curated record. Bases 19 to 228 code for a protein of 69 amino acids. NCBI's taxonomy places the organism in Eukaryota, Metazoa, Nematoda, Chromadorea, Rhabditida, Onchocercidae.